This is a messenger RNA of Amphiprion ocellaris (clown anemonefish), 5107 nucleotides long. Its product is annotated as complement C3-like. The transcript has 43 exons. Gene Ontology annotation, cellular component: extracellular region. Gene Ontology annotation, molecular function: protein binding; endopeptidase inhibitor activity. The record is from RefSeq and is a predicted model, not a curated record. Bases 51 to 5075 code for a protein of 1674 amino acids. Lineage: Eukaryota; Metazoa; Chordata; Actinopteri; Pomacentridae.
CAAGCGUGUUAAAAAGGGUUACAGAGGGAGAAUGAACACACACAGCAGAUAUGGUAUCUGGCAGCAGGAUGUGUUGGAUCCAGCCAUCGCUGUUGGCCUUUCUGGCAUUGUCCUUUCUGAUUUCUGUGGCUGGUGGUGCUCCACUGGAGGUGAUGUCAGCACCCAACUUGUUGCGAGUGGGAGCGGUAGAAAACAUCUUUAUAGAAAUUCAAGAUUGCACUCUUGAAGAUCCCGUUAAUGUUGACAUCAUCGUUAAGAACCAUCCAACCAGAAAGAACGUGCUUGAUUCCACAUCUGUGACCCUGAACAAAACAAACAAGUUCCAGGAAAUUGGAAGAAUUAUGAUUCCUGCCGAACACUUCAGUAAGGAUCCCAAAGUAAAGCAGUAUGUUUACCUGCAAGCGAAGUUCCCUGACCGAGAGCUGGAGAAGGUUGUGUUAGUCUCCUUUCAAUCUGGCUACAUCUUCAUCCAGACUGACAAGACCAUCUAUACUCCCGGUACCCCUGUCUUGUACAGGUUGUUUGCAGUGAGGCCUGGCAUGGAACCAGUGGAGAGGGAAAAUCAAAUGGAUACUUCAGUCACCAUUGAGAUUACGACCCCUGACAACAUCAUUGUAGAAUCCAGUCAUAAAUCGAUAAAAUCAGGGAUCUACUCUGCAUCUUACCAGCUUGCUGAAAUUGUUAGUACUGGAUUGUGGAAGGUGGUGGCCAAAUUCGAAAGCAACUUACAGCAGAGCUUUGUUGCAGAGUUUGAAGUCAAAGAAUACGUGCUUCCGAGUUUUGAGGUGAAACUGACAUCUGAGAUUCCCUUCUUCUACGUGGACAGCGAAGAGCUCGACAUCAGUAUCAAAGCUAGGUAUCUGUUUGGUGAAGAGGUGGAUGGAACAGCCUAUGUGGUAUUUGGGAUUAUGAAUAAGGGUCAGAAAAAGAGUCUUUCAAGCUCUCUUCAGAGAGUGCAGAUUGUCGAUGGUAAUGGAGUCGCCAAACUGAAGAAGCAGCACAUAACAGACACCUUUCAAAACAUCCUCGAUCUUGAAGGAAGCUCCAUAUAUGUAUCUGUCAGUGUACUGACGGAGAGCGGUAGUGAAAUGGUGGAGGCAGAGUUGAGAGGUAUCCAGAUUGUCAAAUCACCCUACACCAUCCACUUCAAGAAAACACGACAAUAUUUCAGACCAGGAAUAUCGUUUGAUGUGGCGAUUGAAGUUGUAAAUCCUGAUGGCUCUCCAGCGAAAGGCGUUACGGUGGUGGUGGAGCCUGGCAAUGUGCGUGGUGUCACUGAAUCCAAUGGCAUGGCGAGGCUUCCCGUCAAUACAGAGGAAAUCUUCGCACCCCUGUUAAUCAAAGCAAGGACCGAUGUUCGUGGUAUUACACUUGAGAGACAAGCGUCGGCCAAUAUGACGGCUCUUCCAUUCACUAGUAGAAGCAACAAUUUCAUCCACAUAGGUGUUGACACAGCAGAGGUGAAACUAGGAGACAACUUGAACAUCAGGCUAAACCUCAACAGGCAGGAAAGUCAAGAAAAUGACAUCACAUAUCUGGUUUUGAGCAGAGGUCAGCUGGUGAAACAUGGCCGACACCGGAAUAAACGUCAAACACUUAUUUCCUUUCCUCUCAUCAUCACCAAAGAAAUGCUGCCAUCAUUCCGCCUUGUUGCCUACUACCAUCCAAAUUCUGGUGAAGUGGUAUCAGACUCUAUUUGGAUAGAUGUAGAAGACUCCUGCAUGGGAUCGCUGAAAUUAGAACAACCGAAACGAGAAAAUUCCUACGAGCCCCGCAACACAUUUGGUCUGAAGAUCACAGGAGAUCCAGAGAGCAGAGUGGGACUGGUAGCAGUCGAUAAAGGCGUCUACGUCCUCAACAACAAGCACCGGCUGACGCAGAAAAAGAUUUGGGACGUCGUGGAGAAGUACGACACCGGCUGCACACCAGGAGGAGGGAAGGACAGCAUAAACGUCUUCUUUGAUGCUGGACUGAUGUUUGAGACCAACACUGCUUCUGGGACGCCCCACAGAAUAGAUUUUAGCUGCAACGCCAGCAGCAGCAGCAGCAACAGCAGGAGGAAACGAGCCAUCACUAUAAUGGAAGUCAGAACCAGCUUGGCAAGUCAAUAUGAGGACAAAGAAGAAAGAGAGUGCUGUUUGGAUGGCAUGAGUGAUGUCCCUGUUUCAUACAGCUGUAAGAGGCGCAGCGAGUACAUCCUGGAUGGUCAGGGCUGCGUCAAGGCCUUCCUGAACUGCUGCAGGGAGAUGGAAAGACAGCAAAAUGAAAGGAGAGAGGAUGCCCUGCAACUGGCUCGCACUGAGGAGGAUGACAGUUACAUGGACAGUGACGAAAUUGUUACUCGUACAAAAUUCCCUGAAAGUUGGUUUUGGUAUGAAUACAAACUACAAGCGUGCCCGAAACACAACCCUCAUUGUGAGACCACGUUUUUAGAGCAAAAUGUUCCUUUGCCAGACUCAAUCACAACAUGGGAGUUCACUGGUAUCAGUCUGUCAAGAACUCAUGGUAUCUGUGUGGCUGAUCCAUUAGAAAUCAUUGUCCGGAAGAGAUUCUUCAUUGAUCUUAGGCUGCCGUACUCUGCUGUCCGUGGAGAGCAGCUGGAAAUUAAGGCAGUCCUCCACAAUUACACCCCUGAGCGCAUCAGAGUGCGCGUGGAUUUGAAAGAGGAAGCCAAUUUAUGCAGUGCAGCUUAUAAGCGUGGGAAGUUUCGUCAGGAGGUCGACGUAGGACCCGAAACCACACGAGUCCUACCAUUCAUCAUAAUCCCCAUGAAGAAUGGAAGAUUCCCCAUUGAGGUCAAAGCAGCUGUUAGAGAGACAUUCCUCAGCGAUGGAAUCCAGAAGAUGCUUCUGGUGGUGCCUGAAGGCGUACUGAUAAAAUCUCCAACAAAUGUAGCCCUGGACCCUACAAGAAAGGGUGUCAACGGUAAACAGGAAGAAAGGAUCAACAGUAGAAUUCCUGCAGUGGAUUUGGUUCCAGACACACCUAUGAGCACAAUAAUUUCUCUGACAGGGAGAGAGCAGAUGAGUGGUCUGUUUGAUCACGCCAUCAGUGGGAACUCUAUGGGUAAUCUGAUCAGACAGCCCUACGGUUGUGGAGAGCAGAACAUGAUCACCAUGACACUGCCCGUCAUCGCAGCCGUGUAUUUGGACAAAACCAACCAGUGGGAAACUGUGGGCUUUAACAAACGGAAUGAUGCCAUCCGACACAUAACAACAGGCUACACAUCUCAGCUUAAAUUCCGUAAAGGCGAUGGAUCUUUUACUGUGCAUCCUGAUUACCAAAGCAGUACCUGGCUGACAGCCUACGUUACCAAGGUGUUUUCCAUGGCCUAUAAUCUGGUGACAGUGCAGAACAACGUCAUAUGUGACGCCAUCAAGUAUCUCAUUCUCACGUCAAAGAAACCCGAUGGCAUGUUUACAGAACUUGGAUACGUGUACCAUCAAGAAAUGAUUGGUGACGUGGUGGGUUUGGAUUCAGACGUCUCCAUGACGGCCUUCUGCCUCAUCGCUCUGCAGGAGUCACGUACAAUAUGUUCUACCACUGUUAGUAGUUUGCCAAGCAGUAUAGACCAGGCAGUUUCCUAUCUGGAGAAGCGUCUGUCCAGCAUUACCAACCCGUAUGCUGCUGCCAUGGCAUCAUAUGCCCUGGCCAAUGAAAACAAACUGAACAAGGAGAUCCUCUACAAGUCUGCCUCCUCAGACCGAUCCCACUGGCCUGUACGUAAUGAUCAUGUUUUGACACUGGAAGCCACAGCUUACGCUCUUCUCGCUCUCGUAAAGACUGGGGCCUUUGAAGAAGCUAAACCCAUUGUGCGAUGGCUCAGCCAACAGCAGAAGCAGGGCGGAGGAUACGGAUCAACUCAGGCUACUAUCAUGGUGUACCAGGCCGUAGCAGAGUACUGGACCACUGCUAAAGAGCCAGAGUAUGAUCUGGACGUGGACAUCUUGUUACCAGGCAAGUCGCUGAUUGACAAGUACAAGUUCAACAAGGAAAACCACCAUUCCACAAGAACAUCUAAGUUCGGCGGUAUAAACAAGGAUAUAAAAGUGACUGCCACGGGAACAGGAGAAGCAAUGUUUAGGAUGGUGUCGCUGUAUUACGCUCUGCCUAAAGAAAAGAAGAGUGACUGCGAGAUGUUCGACUUGAAUGUGCAAGUCCAUCCAGUGAAACUAGGUGAGGAUGAGAGGAUAUACAAGCUACAGAUAGAGGUUAUGUUUAAGGACAAGCAGCGCAGCACAACAAUGUCAAUCCUGGAUGUCGGUUUCCCAACUGGCUUCACUUUCAACAAAGACGACCUGGACAGAUUGUCUAAAGGACGUGCUCGCAUCAUUUCAAAAUAUGAGAUGGACAAAGUUCUCUCAGACAGAGGCUCACUCAUCAUCUACCUGAACAAGAUUUCUAAUGUGCGCUCAGAGGAGAUCUCCUUCAGGAUCCAUCAGGACAUGAAAGUGGGCAUUUUACAACCAGCUGCUGUCUCCGUCUAUGAAUACAAUAACAAGAAACAUUGUGUGAAGUUCUACCACCCUGAGAGGAGACAGGGGGAGUUACUGAAGCUCUGCACAGCUAAAGAGUGCACAUGUGCUGAAGAGAACUGCAGCAUGCAGAAAAAGGAACACGUCAGCAACGACGAGCGCUCUGCAAAGGCUUGUGAGAUCACAGAUGCUGGGAAAAUAGAUUUUGUUUACAAAGCAAAAGUGGAAAGCUUUAAAGACGCUUUGUCCACUGACAUUUACACUGUGCGUGUGCUGGAAGUCGUCAAGGAAGGGACCACUGAUGUGGGUCCACAAAAUCAACUGCGCACAUUUCUCAGUUAUCAGCACUGCAGAGAGGCUCUGGAUCUGAAACAAAACAAAACCUACCUAAUCAUGGGCACAUCCAAAGAUAUUCACACCGCGAGCACUGCAGGACCAGAUGGCCAGCAGCUCUCAUUCCAGUAUGUGCUUGGUGAGAGAACCUGGAUCGAGUACUGGCCAACUGUUGCAGAGUGCCAGACCGACGAAUACCGGGCCACCUGUUUGGGUAUAGAGGAGCUGGUCUUGCAGUACACAAUCUUUGGAUGUGAGCAGAAGUGAAGCUGCAGAAAAUAAAAUGCUCUCCCCUUAAA